AUUUCAAAUUUUAUAUGGUACUUCUUUUGAAUAUGAAAUUGAAUCAAAUAUAUCAGCUAUUAAUGCUGCAACAAAUUAUGAGAAAGCUAUAAAUAUAAAUACAAAUAAAAAAUCUUUAUUAUCUGGACCUUUAUUAUUUGGACUACAGCUUCAAAAACUUAGGACAAUUAGAGAAUUUUGUGUUAGACAACAUAUAAUUAAACCCGCAGAGCAAUAUUCAGAGACAACUCUUAGAAAACGUGCAAAAGAAAUUGCAACAACAAUUCAAAAAGAAUUUAUUCAAAAUGUUGAGUUUAAAUAUAAUUCACAAGAUUCUAUUUCAUUAAAAUCAUUUGAAUAUAUUGUUAAUAAUCAAAAUUAUUAUUUUGAUUUUGGAAAUGAAAAUCUUAUACAAAAAAAAAUAGAGGUUUUAAAUAUGAUUAAAAUAAUGGAUUCAUCUUAUAUUUCACAGGAUGCAUAUAGAAACUUGGCUACACAUCAUCAUACACCCAAUUAUCAUUAUACUGUUGCCUUGUACCCUGGAGUUGAAAAAUAUGAAUUACUCGAAGUUGUAUUAAAUUCAUUUCUUAAUAAUCUUAGAGAUCUUAAAAAUAAUAGAUUAAAUAUUGCAGAUGAUUUGAAAAACAAUUAUUUAAAUAUUCCAGGUUAUAUUAAGGCACCAUUAUUCAAUAUGAUUCCAUUAUCAAAUUAUGUGUUUGAUGAAUUACAUGUGUUAUUAAGAAUUGAAGAUAAACUCUGA
This is a messenger RNA of Racocetra fulgida, 739 nucleotides long. NCBI's taxonomy places the organism in Eukaryota, Fungi, Glomeromycota, Glomeromycetes, Diversisporales, Gigasporaceae. The record is from the annotation of a GenBank genome assembly.